This is a messenger RNA of Pseudomyrmex gracilis, 3527 nucleotides long. RefSeq lists its product as uncharacterized. Gene Ontology annotation, molecular function: poly(ADP-ribose) glycohydrolase activity. Gene Ontology annotation, biological process: regulation of DNA repair; ATP generation from poly-ADP-D-ribose; nucleotide-sugar metabolic process. The record is from RefSeq and is a predicted model, not a curated record. The transcript has 14 exons. NCBI's taxonomy places the organism in Eukaryota, Metazoa, Arthropoda, Insecta, Hymenoptera, Formicidae. Gene Ontology annotation, cellular component: cytoplasm; nucleus. Bases 563 to 3292 code for a protein of 909 amino acids.
GCUCCGAUCUGGCCGCGACGACGAUCAAUCGAGCCGGCGAAGGGUUUCGUACCGCACAAAACAUUUCGCGUGAUCGACGAUUUUUGCCGGUGGUUGCGAGCGAGUGCGGGAUAACGACGACAUCAUCGCGAACGCGAAUCAGAAGUCACCCGGAACUUACGCGAAUAUCAUCGGCUCUUGUGAUCUCGACGUUGGAAAAAUCGCAUAACCUUUGGAGAAUUUCACGGAAGAUCUGGAGUUGCGAAAUUUGUUCUGGAGUUUUUGUGGUGCAAGAAUAUUUUGAGAUUUCGACAAACCGAGGGAUAGAAAUCUCUACCUCCAAACGUUUCUGAAAGUUCUGAGGUCGUAUUCCACGUCGAGGAGUAGAUUCGGACAUCGGAAAAGAUCAGAGGCGCGAGAGAACCCGACUAUGUGCCGGUGUCUCGCGCUGGGUCUAGGGUGCUGGGAUAGUCGUUGUCGGUGAUCGAGCGCGGCGUCGCGACGGCGGAGCACAAGACGUAAUUCGGUCUAUACGCGUCAGCUGAUUCGGCGAGGAGGAAGCGGACAGAGAAGAAGAUCCACAAUGGCUCUAGUAAUGUUACCGUGCGAUUUGCCUUGGUGGCCGACUGUCGUCAAACAGCUGGACAAGGCCGCCUCGGCUAAGAAUUCCGAAGACCUAAUAGACGCGAUGCAACGACUGCAUGACAUGUGCAACAUAAGCCUCGAUCCUGAGGAAGAUGUACAAGACCCCAACUUGUUCUCCAAAUUGGCGACUUUCUUAGACAAAGAUCUCGAUUUAGCAGAGAGAGAACAGGUAUUCACGAAGACAAUACCGCAAAUGGUGGAACGAGCGAAAGCCUUAAAAUCCACAAAACCCCCGCAAGGUUUACAUUUUAGUCUCCAGCAGCAAGGAGAUAGCGUUGAGUACAGUUAUGCCUUUGUCUCCUCUUUAAUCGCAAACGCAUUUUUCUCGACUUAUCCGAAGAGAACCGCGAAAACGCAUCCCACGUUGCGCGAUUUUAACUUUACGAACUUCUUCAGACAUCUUCACAAAAACGCACAAAAAGCAAAGCUCAAAAGUAUCUUCCAUUAUUAUAAUUAUCUCGAGACGGAGCACGCGCUCGAUGGUUGUUUGAUAAUUUCCAGACAGGUGAUGACAUCUAAGCAAUGGCUCACUAUAGAAGAUUGGCUGGAGAGCAAUACACCUUUAUGCCAGCUGACGAUACGUCACGAAGGUCGAUUGGAAAGAAUCGAAGCGGAAUCGAAAGUGUUGCAAGUGUGCUUCGCCAAUGCCAAAAUCGGCGGCGGAGUACUCGACGGUGACGUCACGCAGGAGACUGUACAUGUCGCGACACAUCCAGAGAUGCUCGCCGCAAUGCUGUCUGUCGAGGCCUUAGAAGACAACGAAGUACUGAUAAUAGAAGGUGUCAGACACAUGUCGAGGAUAAACGAUCCGCGGCACAAGGCGAUAUUCGAGGGCAUCUUAAAGCCAAAUGUGGUGACCGUCUGCUGCAUAGAUCCCGAGGACUACUCGCGACUGCCGUUAACGCAGUUCGAGGAGGACAAUAUUCUCAGGGAGAUGAACAAGUCGUUGCUGGGAUUUCGCCAGAGGCACGUGCCCAGCAGCCCGACGGAUCCGAUCAAAACGGACUCGGAGGCGGAGAUCGGUCUAGGAUCGCGCAGACUGUCGCCGAUCGGCGAGAGUUUCAGCAGCACCCCGCCGGAAACUGAGGGCGAGGACAAGGGCUUUGCCGCGAGCAAUAAUUCCAAGAUAUCGGCGGACAAGCAAGAUCACUGCACAUUGGAAAGCGCGACGGAGACGCGCACGAGGCCUAACGGUAAAUCGGUGAGACCGCCGAGUCCUUACAAGGUGUGCAAGGACGCGAGCUGCACGAAUCGUCGGAAUCGGUUCAUCGUGCUCGGAUCGAGUGGCGAGAUUCUGCCGGUUACGCGCAAAUCACUCGGUCAAACGUCGGUCUACAGCAGUUGCAACAGUCAGAGCACGGACAGUUUUCACAGCGCCAAGGAGACCAUCGACGAGGAACCUGAGGAAGAAGAGCAGAAGCUCACCAAACGUUACAGCACACAAUUAGAUACACCCGAGAGACGGGGAACUUUCGCGCAGAGACUCAAGGAUGCUCUGAAACGAGAAAGCACGGCGACCGGAAUGACCUCCUCGAAUACAUCCUCCGGCGAGAGCAGCUACGCCGUCGGCAUAAGCGUCAGCGGCAGUCACGUCGAUGAUCAAGACAUCAAGGUGAGAAGAGGAGGAUCGAGGGGCUUUGUCUUGCGGGACGAGACAGUAGACGAAGAAUUCUUGAAGGAAUCUCUAGAGGCCGAGCAAAAAUGGCUUGGCCGAUUCCGACAGAAUCAGGGACCUAUGAUUCAGAAGAAGGACACGAGUGCGAGCAGCAAGUAUAGCUUCAGCACCGAAUAUAAUUCUGAUUUCUGUUCCGAACUGGAAGAAGUUUACGAGCAGCUGUCGAAAUGGCUGGACGAUCCGAUAAUGACGGACGAAAAUCGAGAACUGGACGCGAGAGAUCAGGCAGUCGUGCAAUUCGCCGGUUCGCUUUUAAAACGCGCUCUGAGCGAAUCGUUCGCCGGUGUGCCGGUCCAGGAGGGCGAGCCGCAGCCGUUCAUCGACGCGAACGACGUGAACCAGCAGCACAAGCUCGCGCUGGCCGUGAGAAGCCUCAGUCUGGAACUCGCUCGGCAAAAGAACCGAAGACAACAAUCAGUGUCCGAGUCCGAAGAUGUAGAUCGCUACGAGGACGCCUCGAGCGAGAUAAUAACGGAGACGAGGGAUGCCCAACGUAGGAAACUUCGUGCCGUUACGUUUACGUCGGAAGUGUUUCAAACAUUGGUCGAUGAUCAGACGACUGUGCGUUUAUCAGCAACACCCGUAUCUGGGUUGAGUCAAACGGCGAACGUGCGCAAAACGCACAAAACGAAUAUGCUCGGUGUCACAGAGUUGCAGCGCGACAAUAGUCCGCAAGGAGGAGGUUUAUUACCCAUCGCUACCGGUAACUGGGGAUGUGGGACCAGGUUGAAGGGCAAUCCGCAGCUGAAACUCGUUAUUCAAUGGCUCGCUUCCUCUCUGGCGGGCGCGCCAAGACUAAUCUAUUACACCGCCGGCAAUCCCAGUUUAUCUAAGUUGGAUACCGUGAGCAGAGUUCUAAUGGACAGACGUUGGUCGGUGGGCGAUCUGGCCGCUGCGACGUUGAGAUACGCUGUGCAGACAAUCGAGGACCAAGUAGAAGGAAAGAACAGCCUCUUCGAGGAGAUCAUCGGCAUGGACAAGCCGAGUCCUUAGCCCGGCACGACGCUGUCUGUUCUGGUAGACAUCCUGGCUACUAUGAUCGAGGACAGCCUAUUAAAGACCUAAUAUAUCAAUAUUACUCUCCCCCCACGUGAGAGAGAACACAGAAAAAAAAAAAAAAAACAAACAAACGGGUAUUUAAUUGUAGUUGAAGAUACAAAAUCAAGACUUAAUUCUAAUUAACAGUUACAAACGUAGUCACAUAAGAGAGACACGUUUUAUUUUAACA